Messenger RNA from Mangifera indica (mango), 2632 nucleotides. RefSeq names its product probable cytosolic oligopeptidase A. Bases 16 to 2448 code for a protein of 810 amino acids. NCBI's taxonomy places the organism in Eukaryota, Viridiplantae, Streptophyta, Magnoliopsida, Sapindales, Anacardiaceae. The record is from RefSeq and is a predicted model, not a curated record. Gene Ontology annotation, molecular function: metalloendopeptidase activity. The transcript is spliced from 17 exons. Gene Ontology annotation, cellular component: chloroplast. Gene Ontology annotation, biological process: proteolysis; peptide metabolic process.
CCUGUCAAAACUAACAUGGUGAAGACCAAAUUUGUAAUUUCAUACUCCCUACCCUCGGCGAACAGGCCUCCACUCUCCACUCUCCUUAUACUCAUCAUGUUGAUGGCUUCACGUCUCUCCUUUUCUCGCUCACUUCAUCCGUUACUAAAACACUCUCCUACCAAAACUAAAACUCCUUUUUGUCGAUUGACCCCUAAACAUUUGAACAAAUCUUAUUUGUGUCCUCUCUGGUCUCCCUGUUUCUCUUUCUGUCUCCAGUCUCUUCACUAUCGUAAUCACAAGUCCAGAAUUACCUCUCCCACUUUUUCUUUCUCUGCUUUCUCUUCACUCACUCCUCCGAUGGCCGACGUGUCCGUUGAAGCCAAUCCUUUGUUGCAAGACUUCGAUUUUCCUCCUUUUGAUGCCGUUAAAGCCGAACAUGUUAGGCCUGGGAUUCGUACUCUUUUGAAGCAGCUGGAAAAUGAUUUGGAGGAACUGGAGAAAACAGUGGAGCCCAACUGGCCUAAGUUGGUGGAGCCAUUGGAGAAGAUUUUAGAUCGGUUGAGUGUGGUUUGGGGAUUGAUCAAUCAUCUUAAGUCUGUUAAGGACACUCCUGAACUCCGUUCUGCCAUUGAAGAAGUCCAGCCAGAAAAAGUGAAGUUUCAGCUGAGGUUGGGACAAAGUAAACCCAUCUAUACUGCAUUCAAGGCUAUUCAAGAAUCUCCCGAGUGGCAUUCAUUGAGUGAAGCUCAAAAACGUAUAGUGGAAUCUCAAAUAAAGGAAGCAGUUCUCAAUGGUGUUUCGCUUGAAGAUGAUAAAAGAGAACAGUUUAACAAAAUUGAACAGGAACUUGAAAAACUAUCUCAAAAGUUUUCAGAGAAUGUGCUGGAUGCCACAAAGAAGUUUGAAAAAUUGAUGACAGAUAAGAAAGAAAUUGAAGGAUUGCCUGCUACUUCUCUUGGAUUAGCUGCUCAAACAGCAGUAUCCAAGGGGCACAAAAAUGCAACUGCUGAGAAUGGGCCAUGGAUAAUUACUUUGGAUGCUCCAAGUUAUAUGUCUGUCAUGCAACAUGCUCGAAACCGUUCUUUGCGUGAAGAAAUCUAUCGAGCUUAUAUAACUCGUGCCUCGAGUGGCGAUUUGGAUAAUACUCCAAUCAUUGACCAAAUAUUGAAGUUGAGGUUGGAAAAAGCAAAGCUCCUUGGCUACAAUAAUUAUGCUGAGGUCAGCAUGGCAACCAAAAUGGCUACUGUUGAUAAAGCAAUAGAGCUAUUGGAAAAGCUUCGUAGUGCAUCUUGGAACCCUGCUGUUCAAGAUAUGGAAGACCUUAAAGCUUUCUCCAAAGCUCAAGGUGCAUCAGAAGCUAAUGAUUUAAGCAAUUGGGAUAUCAAUUUUUGGAGUGAGAGGCUUCGUGAAUCAAAAUAUGACAUCAAUGAGGAAGAACUUCGGCCUUAUUUCUCAUUGCCAAAAGUUAUGGAUGGCCUUUUCAACCUUGCGAAGACACUUUUUGGAAUUGACAUUGAACCAGUUGAUGGUCUUGCUCCUGUUUGGAACAGUGAUGUCAGAUUCUAUUGCGUGAAAGAUUCUUCUGGUAGUCCAAUUGCAUACUUUUAUUUUGAUCCAUAUUCUCGUCCAUCUGAGAAACGGGGAGGUGCCUGGAUGGAUGAGGUUGUUGCUCGAAGUCGUGUUUUGUCACGUAAUGGGGUUGCUGCCAGGUUACCUAUUGCACACAUGGUGUGCAACCAAACACCGCCAGUUGGGGACAAGCCAAGUCUUAUGACCUUUCGUGAGGUUGAGACUGUAUUUCAUGAAUUUGGCCACGCACUUCAACAUAUGUUAACCAAGCAAGAUGAAGGCCUAGUUGCUGGCAUUCGAAAUGUUGAGUGGGAUGCAGUUGAAUUACCUUCACAAUUCAUGGAAAACUGGUGUUACCAUAGGGAUACUUUGAUGAGCAUUGCAAAGCACUACGAAACUGGAGAGAGUCUCCCAGAAGAUGUGUAUAAGAAGCUGCUUGCUGCAAGGACUUUUCGUGCUGGCUCCCUUAGCCUUCGUCAGUUGAAAUUUGCAAGUUUAGAUUUGGAGCUGCACACAAGUUUUGUCCCUGGUGGGUCAGAAUCUAUUUAUGAUGUUGAUCAAAGGGUUUCUAAGAAAACACAAGUGAUUCCUUCCCUACCUGAGGAUAGGUUCCUUUGUAGCUUCAACCAUAUAUUUGCAGGUGGAUAUGCUGCUGGGUAUUACAGUUACAAGUGGGCUGAGGUGUUGUCUGCUGAUGCUUUCUCAGCAUUUGAGGAUGCCGGAUUGGAUGACAGCAAGGCUGUCAAAGAUACUGGGCAUAGGUUCCGAGAGACCAUUCUUGCUCUUGGGGGCGGAAAACCGCCAUUGGAGGUGUUCAUUGCAUUCCGAGGGCGUGAACCUUCACCGGAGCCACUACUCAGGCACAAUGGCCUAUUGUCAGCCACAGCCAGUGCUUGAGUUCGGAGAGGACAUUUAUCUUUGUUUUCUAGCAUCUCUCUUCUUUAUUUUUCUCCCAAAGAAAAGCUGUUCACAUCUCAUAAGCUAUAUUUAAAUGUUAAAUUAUCAUGAUGGGAGAUGUUUACUUUUUAUGGUACAUUCACUUGGAAAAAUUAUGGACAUGCUGUCUUCAAGUCUUGCUUAA